This is a messenger RNA of Malassezia japonica, 1092 nucleotides long. RefSeq lists its product as uncharacterized. Lineage: Eukaryota; Fungi; Basidiomycota; Malasseziomycetes; Malasseziales; Malasseziaceae. The transcript has 2 exons. Gene Ontology annotation, molecular function: phosphatidylinositol binding. Gene Ontology annotation, biological process: regulation of ruffle assembly. The record is from RefSeq and is a predicted model, not a curated record. Gene Ontology annotation, cellular component: ruffle membrane. The coding region runs from base 1 to 1092 and encodes 363 amino acids.
AUGGCGAAUUCGUGGAGCGCGUGGAAGGAUAAGGCGCUCGCAGGAGCGAAAAAGGUCGAGACAACUGCAUGGCAGGUGCUGGAUCCAGUCGGCCAGUUUUCCAACCGGGUCGUGGGCCGCCUGGGCAUGGAGGCGUUCUACCCGAUGCCGAUGCCCAAAGAGAUUGAAAAGUGCGCACGCAUUGUCAACACCUUUACGCGCCGCGGCGCCGCGCUGGGCGACGAAAAGGUGCCCCACGAUCCUGAGGAGGUAAAAAGUCUGGAGGGCGUGCCCAAGGACACGGACUAUGCCGAGCGCAAGACGCAGCGCGUCGCAUUCAAGAUUCCGGAAAAGGUCCUGCAGGAGGCCAAGGGUGUGGCGGUCUUUACCGUGAUGCGCACCGGCUUUGCGCUCAGCGGCGCCGGUGGCUCGGGCGUCGUGCUCACCAAGGACGAGAAUGGCGAGUGGGGCGGCCCGUCGGGCAUCCUCAUCCACACUGUCGGCUACGGCCUGGUGUUUGGCGCGGACAUUUACGAUGUGGUGCUGGUGCUGCGCGACGAGCGCGCGGUGAACGCAUUCAAGUACCCCAAGGUCAGCGUCGGUGGCGAGCUGAGCGUCGCCGCUGGGCCGGUCGGCAACGGUGCGAUCCUCGACUCGGGCGUUGAAGCGUCGCCGUGCCUGUCGUACAUCAAGUCCAAGGGCUUGUACUUUGGCCUGCAGCUCGACGGUACUAUCAUCCUCACACGUUCGGACGAAAACGCACGUUUCUACAACUACCCGGAUGUGCCGGUCGUGUCGCUGCUGGACAACAAGCUUCCUCGGCACCAGCUGCCGAGCGAGUGCAUGCCGCUGUGGCAAGCACUGUGUGCGGGCGAGGGCCGGCCCGAGCACCUUGGCACGGACAAGAUCUCGGACGAGGCGACGCCGGGCGAUCAGGUCCUGACUGAUGCCGAGGUCGAGCAGCUGCAUCAGCAGGCCGUGCAGGAAGGGCGUAUUGCAGAGGGCGACGGCGCGCCGCCGGUGCCGGCGCAUCCGGAGAAGGGCGAGUCGAUGCUGCCGCCGCCCCGCCACCCCGACUCGAGCGCAAUGCCGCCGCCGCCCCGCCACCCGUAG